AUGCCGUAUCAUUAUGCGCCUACUCCUGGCUACAUGCCGCAUAUGAUGGAAAUACCCCCGCAGCAUGGUCCUCAUGCACAUCCCAACUCCAUGUAUGAUGCUUCAGUGCAGCCUGUGCCCCACGAUGUGCAUGGAAUGCCAUCCUCAACGAUGCCUCAGCCACUGCCACCGCCGCAGCCACCAACACCAUACACUGCAGUACCCCCUUCUGCCCAGCCGCCGUCAGGGAGUGUUGCUGCUGCUGCGGCAGCGGCAGCUGCAUCGGGAGCACCUCCGCCGGUCAUGCAUGCUCCCGUGCAUAUGCAUUCUGUACCAUCACAGUCUUCCAUUCAUACCCAUCCUCAUGCUCACGCUCAUACCCAUCCUCAUGCUUAUGCACAGCCCCAACCCCCUCCACCGCCACCACCACAGCCGGCUCUUUUGCCACAAGGCCAACCUGGGGCUGUGGCAUUCGCGGCACGCCCUGCGCCUGUUGUGCCUACUAGCGGGCCCACACCGACCGUCUACCUAGCCACCUACUCGUCUGUGCCGGUGUAUGAAAUUACCGUGCGUGGCAUUGCGCUCAUGCGUCGUCGCUCGGAUGGGUAUUUGAAUGCGACGCAAAUCCUCAAGAUUGCCGGCAUUGAAAAGGCGCGGCGCACACGUAUUCUCGAGAAGGAAAUCCUCACAGGUGAGCACGACAAAGUGCAGGGCGGCUACGGCACGUUUCAAGGCACAUGGAUCCCUCUUCAACGUGCGCAAGAGCUUGCAAUCAGCUACAAUGUGUACCAUUUGAUCCGACCGCUGCUGGACUUUGAUCCCACUGCAUCUCGCGCUGUUACUGCACAGCAACAAGGUGCGAAACGCAAGGCCGAGAGCUCGGGAGCGGCUGCGCAUACGACGGGAGCCGUGGCGGUAGGCGCAGGUGCAGGCGCUGGCGUUGGACCAGGGCUCGUUGCAGGAAUGCCAGGCUCAGCGCCCAGCGUCGUUCCUGGCUCAUCAGGCGGCAGCAGCAGCUCUUCCAUCACGCCCAUGCGGGCGCCGCAUCAGCAACCCCGUUUCCUCACAUUGCGCCCGCCACGCUCCAGCACACUGGGUGCCACUGCUGGUGGUCUUGUUCAUACCCUUCCCCGGGACGAUGAUCUGCCCGCCAUGCACGCUUCUGAGGGUGUGCCACCAGGCUCUCAUCCCACGCAACGCACAGCUCUCGAGUCCUAUGCUACACAUGGAUACACACCACAGGGCGUGCCGCUUCCGCCAGCCGAGAAUGCUGCUUCGGCUGCAGGCGCUGGGUCAGAGCCGCUGCGAUCGUCUGAUGCAAAUGCACACGUCCAUGAUCUCAAUGUGCUCAGCGCGACACCAUUGCACAGUGCUGCGCCUCCAUCGACGUCGGUCGAUGAGCCUGCGGAGGUGAAAGGGCCACGUUUUGCUGACAAGGCUGUGCCGCCACAUCUGGGCGAUGAGCGCGAGCGCCGUGCUCGCGAGGUACUGACGGGUCUUUUUGUGCAUGAGUCGGUUCAUGCAGGAGCUGCGUCGGCUUCGGCCACGUCCAAAUCACCUGCUGCAUCGACAGGUGCCACAGCGGCAUCUUCGUCCGACGCUCCGCUAGAUCAGCUGCAUGCCCUGCUUCAUGAGCUAGGCGUGGAUCCAUCUCGACGGCAGCAUCGCUCGCCACUGAAUCUGGUCAUCGACGACCAUGGCCAUACAGCCUUGCACUGGGCUGCAGCGCUGUGCCGUCUCUCGCUCGUACGCAUGCUGACUGCCCUGCCUCCUUCAUGUGGCGGAGCCAACGUAUUUGUGGGCAACUAUGCAGGUGAGACAGCUCUCCAUCGCUCUGUGCUCGUGACGAAUGCCUACGAACUAUCUCAGCUCCCUGAACUGCUCGAUAUCCUCGCCGCGAGUCUCGAGACACGCGACCACCGGAAGCGGACUGUGCUCCACCACAUUGCGCUUGUCGCUGGACUCAAAGGACGUGCGGCGCCAGCGCGUUACUACUUGAGCUGUGUGCUUGAUCGGAUAUCGAAGGAUGCAAGCACCAAGGCCAGUUUGCUAGACGCGCAGGACGACGAAGGCGAGACAGCACUGAGUAUUGCUGCGCGGCUCGGCAAUACGAAUAUGAUCAAAAUGCUCUUGGACGCUGGCGCGCGUAAAGAUCUGCCGAACUAUCUGGGCAUUACGCCAUUGGACUGGGGCAUUUCAAAUGCGUCGCCUGAUGGUGGCGUGUUGCAAGAACUGGGCUCCUACCGGCCCGCUGAUGUGGUUCGCUCGCUUAUGAAGCCAUCGCCAGGUCCUGUCAAAAAGAGCCAGGAUGUGCGUGAGAAACUCGUACAGACACUUGAUGAGCUGCAAGUCAUCUUCGAUCGCGAAGUGAACGUGAAGCAGAAUGCGAUCGAGACCACUCAAACACACCUUCAAGCGGCGACGCGUGAACUGGCUGCGCGUCGCCGAGAUAUCCAAGCAGCACAGGCAGCCGUGACGGAGCGGGAAGAAGUGCGGCAGCGGUGUGAGAACCUUCAGCGAGCGCUCGCCUUAUUCCCUGCCGCCGACCAUCAGAGUGCUGGUCGUGACAAUGACCAGAAGAACCAGGACAGUCAGGGUGACGGACAUACUCUUGAUUUGCAAGAUCGCGUCCCACCGUCCGCUUGGUUCGAUGCACCACUUGCAGAAGCCGAUGCAGCACUCGCACAGGAUGCGAGUGAGAGUGCGCAGGUCGCCGCCAUCGUGCGACUGCGGUGGCUCCUUAUGCAUUGCGACGAGGCCAUGAAAAGUUUGCGCGCCAAUAUACAAGAGCGACAAGAUCAGGUUGCUGCCCAACAAGCACAAUACCAUCGAGUCGUCGCGUUGUGUGCGCAAGUGCCACCCGAUAAGGUCGAUGGGCUCUUGGAUGAGCUCCUGGCAGCCGUUGAAUCGAUUGGCUCUGAUGUCGAUACGAGCUCUGUUGCAAGUUUUAUGGACAAGGUUGGUCGUGCACAGUCUAUGAACAAGGAUGGUGCGGCGGCGUCUGGUAUCGCUGUCGACACGCCACAAACGCCACCGCCCUUGUUGCCUCCGCAAACCAUCAUACCGCCAGCGCCUCAGAGCUCCUAA
This is a messenger RNA of Malassezia globosa CBS 7966, 3066 nucleotides long. RefSeq lists its product as uncharacterized. The coding region runs from base 1 to 3066 and encodes 1021 amino acids. The transcript has a single exon. Gene Ontology annotation, molecular function: transcription regulator activity; DNA binding; protein binding. Gene Ontology annotation, cellular component: MBF transcription complex; SBF transcription complex. Lineage: Eukaryota; Fungi; Basidiomycota; Malasseziomycetes; Malasseziales; Malasseziaceae. The record is from RefSeq and is a predicted model, not a curated record.